Mercenaria mercenaria is the source of this 2786-nucleotide messenger RNA. RefSeq lists its product as uncharacterized. The transcript has 6 exons. NCBI's taxonomy places the organism in Eukaryota, Metazoa, Mollusca, Bivalvia, Venerida, Veneridae. Bases 76 to 780 code for a protein of 234 amino acids. The record is from RefSeq and is a predicted model, not a curated record.
GCCAGGUAUAAACACAAGCAUUUGAGUGAGAAUAUUUGCAUCGUACGCAUUUGAAACUUGAGUGUUCUCUGCUCCAUGAAAUUGGGAAAAGAAAUGGAAUUAAACAAGUCAGAAACGGUUCUUCAGCCGAUAGUUGAAAGGAAGGCAACAAACUACUUUAAAAUCGCAUUCCUUAUUCUCUUGGCUGUCAUAGCUGUUGGCGCUAUCUCCAUCACCGCUGUUUAUGUUGGAGGAAAACUUUCAAGAGACGCUUUCAAGGAAUUUUCUAAUAAGUAUCAGUUCCAUACAACAGACGGAGAGACCAUAGAUGAGACUGUUACAGUAACAGACACUGAUGAAGAUAUUAGCUUUGAAGAUGGUUCUCAUAUCAUUUUCGACUACAGUAAAGGGUUUAUGGUGAUGAAAGUGGUAGAAGAUGAUUAUGUCGUCUGCUAUGUUGCCAGUUUUGAACGAAGGGAUACUCAUGCACCUAUUGCCGAUGAACUCAAAAAUAUGAAGUUGGACAAUUUGACGAUCUCAGAAGAGAUUGAUUAUUACAUAGACAGGUCUUCCCCAGUCGACCCAAGUAUACUGUCGGAGAGAUCACGUGAUACAUGUAAAGGGGCCGAAAUAUAUUGGAUAACAACUUACAAAAUGAAAGACAAAAUCGGAAGCAGGCAGAAAUUUUGGUUCCGCAGGCGUAGAAGCAUUCACAGGGUCGUGAAGCAAUGCAAAACCCUUUGUCACCCUACCUUGAGCUCGGGUUUGAGAAUCCAUUGCGGUGCCCGCUGUACAUUUUAGACGACUUGUGAACUUCCAGUCAACUCAUAUAUUAUUAAAUUCUUAAAAAGAACUUGUACUAGAGAUUUGGCACAACAUUUCAUCCAUUUUGUUGUAGCAAAAUAUUUUAUAACAUUUUCUUUGUAUCAUGGCUGGAAUUUAGUGUUGUUGUAUUUUCUGGAUCAUAGAGUCCACUUAAUUUUUGUUUUGAUAGAAUUCUGCUUACGCCAGUGCUAAGGCGUGUGAAGGGUGUUGCACAUUUCAUUACCACUCAUUAACAAACUCAAUCAAACCGAGUCUGCUAUUACUCUGCGAUCUAUGCUUCCAAAUGAUUUUCUUACAGAUUAUUUUUGACUUCUUUGAAGAUUGCAGUUUUAUAUAUUUGCGAUACCUUCAGGUGUACAGAGUGCAUUGAAAGGGGCGGAGCUUAAUUAUCAUAACUAUGAUAAGUUAAAAGUAAUUUGAUACUUAUUGACUGAAUUGAACAUUUUACGAUAACAGAGUAGCAGACGUGUAUCACAGUUCAUCAAAAAAUUACUUUGCGUGUUUUAAUGUUAGCAUUGAAAAAUGUUACAGAUAUAUGAUAAUGUAAAACUUGCAUUAGGUCGAGAAUAUGCUGAAUUCAAUAUUAAACAACUAAGCAAAACUAAUAGCAGACUCGGUUUGACUGUUUUUCAGUCAUAUAAUGAUUAAAUUUAUAUGAUAUUGUUGUUUGAUUUUGUGGAAAUUUUGAUAAGUUAAUAACAGCUUACAUUCUGAAGGUACAGAACAUUUUAAGAAAAUGAUUUCAGUUAUUUGUACGAUAUUUGGAAAACAGGCUAUGGCAGGUUAUCUGUUUUGAUUUGUAUAAAUGGUCGAAUUUUGCCAAUUUCAAUAGUGGUGAAAGAUUUGUCAAAAAGUUUUAACUUAUAACGACAAACGAAGGUAUUCUUCGAGUCAAAACUUCAGCAGUCAUAUCAAGAGAAAUUAGAACUGUUUUUAUGAACACAAACAAAUAUCUAUGACUACAAUGUUCAGUUAUCAUUCUAUGCGCAAUGCUUAAUGUAGCAUUAACCAAUAUGUGUGUUUUCUAUCUUAUGAUGUAGAUAUAUUUUUGUGUUUUGAUUACUAAAAUGUAGCGUUAUUAUGUUAUGCGCAGUGUUUUAAUGUAGAACCCUUUUUUACAUCUUUGCCACUUACGUGAAAAAUAGACAUUUCUUGUGCUUUCAUUCCAAGUUAAAUUGCUACGAGGGCCGUUCAAUAUGUAAUGUUACUCCGUAUGUAGUUCCGUAACCACUUGUUAUUUUUAGAUGCGGUUUUCGGCACAUUAUAGAGCAUUUUAUUGGCAACACAAUGUUAUAUAAAUUAAAUUAAAUUGGUAGAUUUAAAGUAAACAUAUAAUCAGUUGAGUGAGGUGUACUCGGGUAUACUAGACAAUUUUAUGUCCAAAAUAUUGAGAUUGUAUUAAGCAAUUCCUUGAUUCUACUAUUCAACAACUGGAACUAUUGUUCAAUUUUCUGUUUAAACAGAUAAAAGAAAUCAUGAUCUUCACAAAAACAUAUGAAAACUAAAAUAAAAAAGUUUAUAACAGUUUUAAAUUGAGUGUGUAUAUUUUUACUCAAAAAUGAUAAGGUGAGUACAAUAAGCCUCUGCAAUUUUGUCAGGCGCGAUAAUCAUCGUUUAAAAAAUUAUUGUAUUUUAAGUUGAUACUAGUAUCUUAAAACUCGAUUGCGAAACUAGUUCUUACAACUUUGAUUAAUCGCUCUCAACACCCAUUCCAGAUGGAAUCAAAUUCGAGUGUAGAUUUUUUAGCUGUGUUGUAAAAUUAAAAAAGGCAAAAGAUAGUUUAAAACAAACGCAAACGCAUAACAAACUGCUAUACCUCAUAGAAAAAUGAUAGAAUUUUGUGAUUUUAAAUGUUAUUCUAUUUUUCUGAGACUCUGGAUGCCCAGGACAAACCUAAAUUAUAAUUAUGAUCCAGUAUACCUGAGUACACCUCACUAAAAUGGUUAUAUUUUUACUUUGAACCUGUCGAUUUUUAUCAUUUA